UUACCAAUAAGCCUUCUAACGAAGAUAUCGAAAACACUAAAAACGUAUUCUUCUGUUUUUGCUAAAAAUAAAAUAAAAAAAAACAACAACAAAAAAGUCGUCGUUUUUAUUCUAAAUACAAAGAAAUAACAUAAAAAACAAAAGACUUUAUUACAUCCCUGCAAAGGAUAUUUGGUGUUGAGUGUGUGUGAUAUUUAGGAAAAUAAAUUACAAAUACAAUCAAAAUCAUCAUGAAAUCUAUCGUUUUGACCGUUCUCUGCUGUAUGGCUGUUGCAGUCUCCGCUCAGCGAGGCUUUCCAUCCCCUCAACGUUCAUUCGAAGCUGAUGCUGUGAUACUCAAACAGGAUUUCAAUUUAAACCCUGAUGGCUCAUACAACUACAACUACGAGACAAGCAAUGGCAUACGGGCGGAUGAAAGCGGUUACUUGAAAAGUCCAGGCACACAAAAUGAGGCUCAGGUUAUGCAGGGUUCUUAUACAUAUACUGGUCCUGAUGGUGUUGUCUAUACCAUAACUUAUAUAGCCGAUGAAAAUGGUUUCCGGGCUGAAGGCGCUCAUAUUCCAACACCACCACCCGUGGCACCUGUUGCCGGACCGCGAGGCAGAUUCUUCAAGUAAAUAAAUUUUCCUUAAGAAAUUUAAGAAAAUUUUCAUCGUUUACCCCACUGUAAGAAUUUGCACGCAAUCAUCAAAAACAAAUGAGAUUAAAGAACAAACAAAAAAUGAUACAUUGUCCCAUUACACAGUUUGAAAGAAAGCAAAAAAAAAAAAAACAAGCAAAAGUUGGCAGAAUUAAGUAAGUUAAGCUAAAGAUGAAAACAAAAAAGAAAAAAAAACAAAAAAAAAACGACAACAAUUAAUACAAACAC
Glossina fuscipes is the source of this 868-nucleotide messenger RNA. Its product is annotated as cuticle protein CP14.6-like. Bases 231 to 617 code for a protein of 128 amino acids. The record is from RefSeq and is a predicted model, not a curated record. Gene Ontology annotation, cellular component: chitin-based extracellular matrix. Gene Ontology annotation, molecular function: structural constituent of chitin-based larval cuticle. Lineage: Eukaryota; Metazoa; Arthropoda; Insecta; Diptera; Glossinidae. The transcript is spliced from 4 exons.